AUGUCAAAUCUCAGACCCAUAAUCACGAUUUGUGGGACCACGGGCGUCGGAAAGUCCAAGCUGUCCAUCGAGCUGGCUCUCAAGAUUGCUCAAGGAAUACACGGAUGGAGAGGCGCGAGGAUCAUCAACACCGACUCCAUGCAAGUAUACACUGGGAUGGACGUGAUCACAAACAAAGUCCCAGUCGCGGAAAGAAUGGGAGUCGAGCACCUUCUCAUGGACUUCAAGCAGCCUGGGGAGCAGUACGUUGUGGGUCAGUGGGUCCAAGACGCUAUCAAGGCGAUCGACGAGACGCACCGGAUGGACAUGAUACCGAUUAUUGUCGGCGGUACAUCUUAUUGGAUCCAACAUCUCAUGUUUCCGAGUCGGCUGCCCACUCCAGGGCAAACGUUAUCGGAUUCCGUCGCGCAGUCCAUUGCCAACUUGCCUCCCGAACUCCUCGAGCUAUUCAAUGCGCUUCCAGAGCAUCCUCCAUCCGCAGCAUCUCACCCUCAGGAUGCGAUGUUGCUGCACAGACUUCUCACUGCGCUCGACGAACCAGUCGCUCAGCGAUGGCAUUGGAGAGAUACGCGCAAAGUGAUGGGAAGCCUUCGUGUGAUCAAAGACACCGGGAAGGCCCCGAGCGAAAUUAUCAUCGAGCAGUCUAAAACGGCGUUGAUUCCGAGGUAUCGAACCCUGUGUUUCUGGCUCUAUGCCGAGCCUUCCAUCUUGAAUGAGCGCUUGGAUGCAAGGGUAGACGACAUGAUCAAGGCUCGUUCAGGAAGGCUGUUGAAUGAAAUCAAAGAACUCCGAGCGAUCGCUUCCUCCCCCGCAUGCAGUUCGCCUGACGGAGUCGUCGCAUGGCCGUCCGACGAAUCAACCGUGCAGCAGACUGAUUAUACUGUCGGCAUCUAUCAGUCUAUCGGUGAAUUUCGUCCGGUUUUUUUCUACGACACCGACUUACAAGACCUAGGAUAUAAAGAGUUUCAUGAUUACCUCGCUUCUGCAGAGCCCUCCGAGAAGGUGUUUGUGUCCGCUGUGGGCGAGUGA
Molecule: messenger RNA, 1029 nt
Organism: Suillus subaureus
Lineage: Eukaryota; Fungi; Basidiomycota; Agaricomycetes; Boletales; Suillaceae
Product: IPP transferase-domain-containing protein
Exons: 4
Coding region: 1-1029 (342 amino acids)
Biological process (GO): tRNA modification
Cellular component (GO): mitochondrion
Molecular function (GO): tRNA dimethylallyltransferase activity
Source: RefSeq, a predicted model, not a curated record